Messenger RNA from Tauraco erythrolophus (red-crested turaco), 674 nucleotides. Lineage: Eukaryota; Metazoa; Chordata; Aves; Musophagiformes; Musophagidae. The record is from RefSeq and is a predicted model, not a curated record.
GGUUCUUCGGUGGCGCCAGUCAUCACUGCACAGGCAAAUGGUUUAACUAUGGAAUUAUCUUCCUUGUUUUAAUCUUGGAUCUGAAUAUGUGGAAGAACCAAAUAUUUUACAAACCUCAUGAAUAUGGCCAAUAUAUUGGACCUGGACAGAAGAUCUACACAGUGAAGGACUCAGAAAGCUUGAAAGACCUUAAUAGAACUAAGCUGUCUUGGGAGUGGAGAUCCAAUAACACUAACCCAUUGACCAACCGGACCUAUGCUGAAGGAGACAUGUUCUUGCACAGCAGAUUCACAGGCUCUAGCCUUGAUGUCAAAUGCCUGGCUUUUAUUCCAAGUUUGCUGGCUUUUGCUUUGUUUGGUUUCUUCAUCUGGUUCUUUGGGCGAUUUCAGAAAACUGACCAAGGCAUGGAGAAUUUAGACAAAUCAUACACGAGAAUGAAACGAAAGUCACCAUCAGAUAUGGGAAUGACACGAGAAAAUACACAGGUGUUAGUAGAAGAACCUUUAAGUUUUCAAGAACCACAUCUUGUAUCCAUAAAAUCAGACUUAAGUGAAAUAGUUUUUAAUUCUUCUCUCCUAACUUCUGAAAACUUGAACGCACAACUGAAUGAACAAGAUAGCCCUUUACAGCCAGUACCAGAGUCCUCUGUCCCUAAGAGUAAUCCUGUGACAUAG